UCCCGAGAGACACGAAUCUUUCCUGUUGCUGACCUGCUCUGCUCUGCUCGCCCAGCUUCUCCUCCUUCAUUCAACUUUCAACUUCUGGAGAAAUACAUACAUAGGGUGGCCCGCGAGUGAGUGUGACCCGAAAACCCCCCUCUGUUCUUCUCCUCGCCCGUCUCUGGAAUUCGAUCGCCCAGCACACUCACCACUGCAUUUGUUCACUCGACCCCCCUAUUGUCUCAUUCCACUUACUCUUGAGCAUCAAUCAAAUAUAUCGGGACAACCUCCAAAACGAAAAAAAAGGAACAAAGAUGGCUAGAUCCUCAUACUCGGACGAGCACAUUGCCUCCCGGAGGGACUCGGCCUACCCCACGCCCCGCGAGCCCUACGGCUACCCGACCUCAUCCGCGCGAGAGUCGAGAUGGGACGUCGCUGAAUAUUCUCUCAGGCCGACCGCGAGGGCCCACGACGCCCCCUCAUCAUCAUCAAGAGCCCGCUCCCGAUCGCGCUCCCGCUCCCGCUCCCGCUCAGCCAGACCGCCCCCCUCGCGCGACAUGCAUCGCAAGAAGCGACGCAGCGGCGGCGGCGCCUCAUCGUCGCCGACGGAACCUCCGGCCGCUGUCGUCCCCUGCAACGCCUUCUCCCCUUCGGCCAUGAUCAACAACCUCCAGAGCGCCUUCACCGCGUUCCAGUCCAUGCCCCAGCUCUCCUCGUCGUCCUUCGAGCUGGGUCCUCUGCCGGACACCCCUGUGACGAACCUCAUCAACCCAAAGAACCUCACGCCGCCGCCCUCGCAGGCCGUCCUCCACGACCGUCUCGCCACGAACCUGCCGCGCCACAGCAACGUCUACCUCAUUCUCCUGGUCGGCACCCUCCUGGCGACGCACUGGCUCGUCCUCGCCGCCCUGUUCGGCGUCGUCAAGUUCGGCUUCUUCAUCCAGUCCUACAACGGCCGCGACCUCGCCCGUGACCUGGGCGUGAGGAAGUACGCCUCCACUCAGAGCAUCAUGUCCGGCUUCGCCGCCGCCGCCGCCAUCGUCGGCCUGUGGGCCUUCUCCUCGCUGUUCAGUGUCGUCUUCACCCUCGUCAAGGUCGCCGGCCUCGUCCUCGUGCACGCCGCGUGCUUCGAUGUCUCGGCGGCCCCCGCGGCGCCGGCGGCUGGUCCUGCUGCUGCGCCGGCGCCCUCGCCCGUCCCGGCACAAGGGUUCCUGAGGCCGCACGCGGCUUGGGGCCAACUCUCGCGAGAGGCAGCCAACGUUGCCGCGCAGUUCAGGUCCGCAAGCGAGGGGCAGCUUAGGUCCGCGAGCGAAACCAACCUCAGCGCGCCGUACCCAAGUGGAGGGGAGGCUAAUGGGUGGUACGCUGGCGAGGGAUACACGGGUGCCCCGGGGCAAGAGACGUACACUGAGAUGCCCCUAACGCCGCGCACAUACGAGGCCUACGCUCCCGCGCCCAGCCCGCGCAGGGAGGAGCGCGAUGGUGGCGACCUGGCGUACGGGUAUUACGAACCUGGGCGGCCGCAGAGCUACGCCUCGGGGAGAUCGUACUGAGUGGUGGGAGAAUAGGUAGCUAGGCUACAUCAUCAAAAGCCGUCGUUGAAUCGACGUUACGUUUGGGGCCAGUAAGACGACCUUGACGAAAAUAGAAACUUUGCUCAUCGCAAGCAUUCCAUGUCGAGACAACGCUCUCCAUCAACGACCCCACUGGGUUGUUUGACAUGCCGGAGCAGUGUCUCUGGGUGUACGAUGCAUAUGGAGCGACGGGUUGGGCUUAUAGCUAAAGCUGGAAUUAUAGGUUCAAAUUAUUCACACGAAUUGCUGGAUAUUGA
Messenger RNA from Colletotrichum destructivum, 1813 nucleotides. RefSeq names its product Putative prenylated rab acceptor PRA1. Lineage: Eukaryota; Fungi; Ascomycota; Sordariomycetes; Glomerellales; Glomerellaceae. The record is from RefSeq and is a predicted model, not a curated record. The transcript has a single exon. The coding region runs from base 297 to 1535 and encodes 412 amino acids.